Messenger RNA from Phalaenopsis equestris, 2176 nucleotides. RefSeq names its product putative clathrin assembly protein At1g03050. Gene Ontology annotation, biological process: clathrin coat assembly; vesicle budding from membrane; clathrin-dependent endocytosis. The record is from RefSeq and is a predicted model, not a curated record. Gene Ontology annotation, cellular component: clathrin-coated pit; clathrin-coated vesicle. Gene Ontology annotation, molecular function: SNARE binding; phosphatidylinositol-4,5-bisphosphate binding; clathrin heavy chain binding. NCBI's taxonomy places the organism in Eukaryota, Viridiplantae, Streptophyta, Magnoliopsida, Asparagales, Orchidaceae.
CAAAAAAAAUCAAAGAAACCGAACAAAAUGGAGGAGAGAAGAGAGAAUGAGAGAAUGAGAGGAAAAGCCAUUGCUCAAUCUCCCUCCCUCAUUUUCCCUUCCUCCUCUCUUUCUCGAUAGCCCAAACCACAUGAGAACGACGACCCACCACACAUUACCAAAACAGAGGCAGAAACAAUAGAAAAAAAUGGCACCAAGCAAAAUACGAAAAGCCCUCGGCGCAGUUAAAGAUCAAACAAGCAUAGGACUCGCCAAAGUGAGCAACAGCACAACACUCGCGGAGCUUGAGGUCGCCAUCGUGAAAGCAACUCGCCAUGACGAGUACCCCGCUGAAGAGAAGCACGUCCGAGAGAUACUUUCCCUCACAUCCUACUCCCGCACCAACAUAGCCGCAUGCGUGGCUCUCCUCUCCCGCCGACUUGGCAAAACCAGGAGCUGGGCGGUCGCCCUCAAGGCGCUUGUGCUCAUCCACCGCCUGCUCGCCGACGGAGAUCCAGCCUACGAGCGGGAGGUUUUCUUCGGGACGAGGCGCGGCACGCGGAUGCUUAACAUGGCUGACUUUAGGGACGCGGGAUCGAGGUCAGAAGGAUGGGAUUAUUCGGCGUUUGUGAGGACUUAUGCGAGGUAUCUUGAUGAGAGAUUGGAGUAUAAGAUGUUGGGGAGGAGAUACAGGGGGGGAUCGGCGACAUUGGUGUCGGCGACGGUGGGAUGGCAGGGAUGGAGGAGGAUGGGUAGGGAAGAGGAGGGGGAAGAUGGGGAAGGUCCGGCGACUCCGGCAAGGUCGACACCUGUGAGGGAGAUGAAAGCUGACCGACUUUUGGUGAAGGCGCACCAUCUACAGAUGUUGCUUGACCGAUUGCUCGCGUGCCGCCCAACUGGGGUUGCGAUGGACAACAGAAUCGUAGCCAUGGCAUUAUACCCUGUGGUGAAGGAAAGCUUCCAAAUUUACCUGGAUCUGACGGAGAUCACCUCCGCUUUCGUGGACCGCUUCACGGAGCUUCUGGUUCCCGACUGCGUCCGCGUCCACGAUCUCUUUUCCAAGCUCUCCAAGCAGUUUGAGGAGCUCGAAUCCUUCCAUUCAUGGUCGCGCUCUGCCGGCAUUGCUCGCCCCUCCGAUUACCCGGACAUCGAACACAUCACUGAUAACAAUCUUAGGGUUAUGGAGGACUUCAUUCGAGACCGCUCAUCGCUCCCGGAUCCCCAGCUCUCUCGUCGCUCAUCGGCACAAGAACAUGAUAGUGCUGUUCGAGCGGUGAAGAAUGUCAAGGUCUUUCAGGCGCCGCCGCCGGAGGAGCCACCGGAGGAGGUGGAGGAAAGUGGGAAGGAGUUGGUCGAAUUGGCCGCCGAACCAGAAACGGCGGCAUCCGCAGUUGCGGAGGAGAAAUUAGCAGAUUUUCUCAAUCUUCAGGAAGACGCAGCAACCAACGAAGCUCACCCAGACAGCCUCGCCCUCGCGCUGUUCGACGGCAUUCCAACGGAAACAGUGGCGGCGCAGCCUUGGGAGCCAUUCAAAGAGACAGAGGAUUGGGAGAAAGCGCUCGUUGAAUCCGCCAGCAACUUCCAUGGUAAAAAGCCGGCGCUAGCCGGCGGAUUUGAUAUGCUGAUGCUCGAAGGAAUGUACAGCCAGUGCACGGCGGCGACAGAAGCUAGAGUUGCAGGAAACACCACCGGGGUAGGGCAGCCGGUGCAGGGGAUGCUAGCACUGCCGGCCCCAGCGGAUGGCUGCGCCAUCAGCACCAGCGGAUCUGGAGACCCAUUCGCAGCAUCAGCAGUAGCGCCGCCACCGUGGGUGCAGAUGUCGGAGUUGGAGAAGAAACAGAGAUUGUUUGUGGAGGAACAGAUGAUGUGGCAACAGUAUGCGAGGGACGGGAUGCAGGGGAAGUUUCCGGUGGGUGGUGGUGGGGCGUAUCCAUAUAAUUGGGGAGGAUAUACACAACGGUUUUAAUUUAGGGUGUGUUUGGGGCGGCUUGUGUUUAUUCAGAUAAAUCGUCUAUCUGGAAAUGCGGACUGUAAGGUUUGACCUGCAUUCUGCGUUUACUGUAAAAAACCAACUGAGUUUUUGGAUAAACUGCUCAAACUCAGUUUCCAAAUGGUAAGGUGUUGUUUUCAAAACGCUGCCGCAGUGGAUAAACUGCCCCAAAUGGAACCUUAGUGAGAUUUUUCAGAAAAAUCUAUA